AUGCUGAAUCUCAUCCUCCAAGUGGUCAGCCUGGGCGGACUGUUGAGCUUCUCGGUCUAUGGAAGAGUCAACUUGGCCGUGACGGUGUUGCUUUUGUACUACACCAAUGAGCGAUCUGUGCUGCAUCGCGAGAUUACCGAGAUGAUCUUUUGGGCGUGCAUGUACGGAUGGUUCGGCUUCAUUUUUAUCGGCCUGCACGACUCCCCGCUGUUGCAGCUGGGCGAGAUCAAGUCCGUCUUCGGCAACCUGGCGGACGUCAUAAUCGUGCUGGUCUUCAGUCUGUUCGGCAUUUGGGCGCACACCUCCGCGCAGACGGAGCGUCUCGCAUCGUCCAUCCAGGAGCUGGACCUCCAGAUGCUGGUGGAGAAGCCCUAUGGAGAGACGGGUGCCGCGAGAUUCACAGUCUACUGCAUCCAGAAUCUGAUCAGCCAAAGGAGCACGUCCUCCGGACAGCUCCAGCGCCUGGCAGGCCGUCUGCAGGAGGUCCUCACCGGGCGAAUGCAUUGGCUGGAAGAGGAGGUGCUUCAGGCUCUCGAGGCCUGCUGCCAUCGGACGGAUCCAAAGGACCCGCCCGAAGACCUACUCUACGUGCUAAACUGCUCGGAAGUGGACUUGCCACAGUUCUUGGCGCUAGCAGGAAGCGAGGCCAUCCUCAAGAUCUUGCGCGACAACAUCCGACACAUGGACACGGUUACCAAGACGCGAUUGGUGGAUGCCCUGCAGCGGCAGCACGACUUCUACGUCAUGCGCUUGCAGCAGGAGGUGGUGGUUGAACUCCUGGAGUCCACCACCGGUGAUGAGCUGCGCAUGAUGAAGGAUGUCUUAGACGAGGGUGGGGACUUCUACAACCUGCACAAGCUCGUUUUUCACGAUCUCGAUCCGGAGAUGUACCAGCGGGCCCUGAGCCAUAUCCAGAAGGAGGGCAGGCGCAUGGCUGGCCAGUACGAGCCACACAAGGCUCCAAUCAAGAUCAUCAGCGAUGUGGACGACACACUCUAUGGAAGUGGCGGCCACUUCCCUGCCGGUUGCGACGAGCGCUUUCCGAAGAGCCAGGUCUACCCCGGGGUCCUCGCGCUUUUUAAAGAGAUCACGGCCGAGCGAGCCAUGAAGCAGAAGGAGAAGGCUCCGAAGGGAGAGGAGGAUGAGAAUGAACAGCCAAGCUUCAGUGUGCUGCGGCUGCUGGGCUAUCGGGUGCAUAACAACACCAAUCCAGUGUGGAUUCGCGUCCCCGGCCGUCAGUGGAAGGACGUGACGAGCCAUGAGAAGCUUCUAACACCCCAGAAGCCCUAA
Messenger RNA from Symbiodinium natans, 1290 nucleotides. The record is from the annotation of a GenBank genome assembly. Lineage: Eukaryota; Dinophyceae; Suessiales; Symbiodiniaceae.